AUGCGAGAAAAAAUUAUUAGACAGCUCGGACUGGUGAAUCUAUAUCCGCAUUCCAACCAAACUCUAUGGGAAGCUUACGGAAUAUGCUCGUUAAAAUUCAACCAUUCAAUCUGCAUGUCAUAUAUGAGAGUCAAUAGCCAUCAAGAAAUACAAGCAGAAAUUGAACAAGCUCAACAUCGGCUGAGACAACUCCUCGAAGAUCCACAGCUAGAAGAAUUCAACCCACGAAACCGCAUCAAGAGAGCUCCCUGGUUUGGCUUCGUAGGCACAAUUGCACGUGAGUUGUUCGGUACCAUGGACUAUAGUGACAAGGAACACAUCACCGAAGAAAUAAACAAAUUAUACCAAGACAACAGGGAAUUAGUACACUUAUCACAGAACAACACUCACAUCAUCAGAAGUGAAAUAAACGAAAUUCUAAAACAUGAAGUAAAUAUAACCGAGAGAAUCAAGGAAGUGGUUCGAACAUCAGCUUACCUCAAGCAAGCAGUAAACAAACAACUGAGCGACCUUCAAAGAAGUCAAUUAUUCUCUAUGGCUACAGAUGAGCAUAUUCACCUGAUGACCAACCACCUAAGGACUCUCAACAACGCAUCAAAGACCAUAGAAGAAGCAAAAUGGGGUAAACUCACCUAUUUAACAGUGUCAGCUAAACAACUACAUCGAGCAACUGCUGAUAUGAUGGAAAAACAUCCAACGUUAAACCCACCUCAACCUCUGGAUCACAUGGACAUCAAUACACUAGCCAGAGUAUCGACAGUGGAAACAGGAAAAACAAAUGGACACUUCCUGAUAAUAAUCACCGUGCCGCUUUUUGACCAGAUGCCAUGGUUAGCGUACGAACCUAAAUCGCUACCAAAACCUGAGAAAAUUGGAGACCAAAUAUCAACAUUGACAAUUCAGCCAACAUCGAAAUACCUCGUGUCAGAGCCAUCGUUCGAUGAAUAUUUUCUCGCUGGACAGGACUACAUCAACAGCUGCAAGCCCAUCGGACCAGAUAUGGCAUGUCCGCCUGACUUUCCGUCUAAAACAACUAAGUUAGAGAAUGAGGUAGAUUGCGAAAUGAAAUUGUUAAUGGAUCCAAAAACUGAAAAUCUACGGGAAUGUAAUAUAAGAAUUAUCCAAAAAUCUGAAAAUCGCAUAAUUAAUGGAACUGGACUCAUACACAUCCAACAAGGAUGCCAAGUAAACUGCAAUGAAUAUACAAUCCGAGGGAUUGCAAGAGAGUCAAUAAAAAUAGACCUUAUUGCCCCGAGUUUCAAUCUUUCCUUGGAAACAUUAAACUCGAGCCUAAAAAUCAACGACGCAGUUCCAAAUUUGUUCACACAAAGUCAAGACCCAGCUACAAUCAUCGACAAAUUUGAACCUUGGGGCCAAGAGCUAGAAGAAAAUGAAGAAAAAAUGUCAUUAAUAGCUCUAGACCAUCAAAAAGAGGAAAUCAACCGUAAAAUAACCAUCGGAUCGGUAACAACAUUAGGAAUAAUAUCACUCAUAAUAGGGGGGAAAGCUAUACAGAAAACUAUCCGCCAAUUCCUAUCCAAGCCUCGCAAGCCCAGCAGAGUCGAUGAAAAACCAGUCAUAAUUCAACUACGAACUGUUGAAAAAAAGACGUCGACCUCUCAAGAAGUCAAGGAACCACAUCCAACAACAGUAACAACCGAAGAAGCUCCUGGGACCGUCGAGAAAUCAACAAAGCCGAAAACCUUUCGGCUGAGAGACUACAAAUCACCGAUUCAGACAAAAACCUCAGCUUCAACUUCGUAG
Cotesia congregata is the source of this 1764-nucleotide messenger RNA. The record is from the annotation of a GenBank genome assembly. Lineage: Eukaryota; Metazoa; Arthropoda; Insecta; Hymenoptera; Braconidae.